GUGGCACCUCAAGGUUACCACGUGUACAUGUUGAUUAAAGUCUUGUGCUUUGCGUCACCAUCCUAGAACCGAGCAGGCUUAUAAAAGGGAACACACAUCUGGGCGCACAAACCUUCGCCUGCUCGUUUAUUUCUGCUCGGAAACGGAACUCAGACUCACGGCCAAGAUGAGACUGUAUCUCGCAGUUGCGGUGCUGAUGCUGGCGUUCGUCGCCUACACGGAGGCCCAGGACCAGACCGUUGAGAAGAUGACCAGGAUCACCGAUCAACUAAGUGAGAUCGGCAGGAACCUGGCAGACAAUGCCAGGACCACCUUCGAGAAGAUCCAGAACAGCCCGUUUGCACAAAACGCAAAGACCUGGCUGGAUGAGCAGAUCGAUAAGCUGAAGCAAAAGGUUGGAGAACUGUCUCAGUAAACGAGUAAACAGAUUCCUGUUUCCACAACAACCAACAAUCCCCACUGGUCCCGACUCUGACCAUCACGCUGGGACUCGGUCAUGGCGAGCUGUUCUGUCGAUCACCUCAACGGUCGUCUUCCCUCUCUGUGAAAAGACGCUUCGUUUAUGAUAUAAUUAUAAACUUUAAAAAAUAAGUAAAUAGGAUAAAGAAAUACACCAAAAUAUAAAACAUCUUUUUAUAUCAAUUCUGUACCACUGCUAAUAUUUAUAAAUGUAAGGACUCCAUAAUGUAAAAGAAGUGGGAGAGUGUGUUGAAGAUGUGUGAUGAUAAAUAAAAGGCCAGUUCUGUUCCAACA
This is a messenger RNA of Betta splendens (Siamese fighting fish), 753 nucleotides long. It is a transcript of the gene apoc1, whose product is annotated as apolipoprotein C-I. Gene Ontology annotation, molecular function: fatty acid binding; phospholipase inhibitor activity. The record is from RefSeq and is a predicted model, not a curated record. The transcript has 4 exons. Gene Ontology annotation, biological process: lipoprotein metabolic process; negative regulation of lipoprotein lipase activity; negative regulation of very-low-density lipoprotein particle clearance. Bases 167 to 415 code for a protein of 82 amino acids. NCBI's taxonomy places the organism in Eukaryota, Metazoa, Chordata, Actinopteri, Anabantiformes, Osphronemidae. Gene Ontology annotation, cellular component: extracellular region; high-density lipoprotein particle; very-low-density lipoprotein particle.